This is a messenger RNA of Amoebophrya sp. A120, 10483 nucleotides long. NCBI's taxonomy places the organism in Eukaryota, Dinophyceae, Syndiniales, Amoebophryaceae. The record is from the annotation of a GenBank genome assembly.
AUUAUAUCAAGGCGUUGAUGUUGUCUUGUUCAGCAUGAUGCCCUUUUUGUCUUCAUAGACGGCGAUCAUUGGUGGGAAGGAAAAAUGAAAAUAUGGCGUACUCCCCACCUCGUUUCCAGCAGGUAAUUCUGCGACGACCGGCGUAGCUUCUUUCAGUUUUUGUCUCGGCGCUUGCUUCAUUUCCUAGAAGAAGCAGCAACUGGAUCCGGCUGAAAAAUUAGGCAAUUAUUGGAGAAACUACAAAGUGUCGCCGAGGACAUUAUACCACACGACACCAAAUCCGCUUCAGCUGUUCCUGCGCACCUCCAGGAAAUAAGACACGUAACAAAGAAGAGAUUUAUUUUCCUGCGCACCAGGGAAGACACGUAUCGAUUUUUUUGGACCAGCAACUACAUCUGAUGUCAUCAGACAGACGAGAGAAACAGGACUAAAUUCGAAAUGGAAUUUCAAAACCUGCUCUCCGACGCGUCCGCGUUCAAAAGACGGCAGUCGGAGUUGACGAAGCCGAUUCUCUAUGCAGUGCAAAAGCAUCGUACUCGUAUAAAUGCAUUACAAAUUUCCUCAGCAUGACAAAUAAAAUCUGUCAUGCGGAUUUGCCUUCAGAAAAAGAUUUGUAAUGCAACACUUGCAUUUAUUAUACGAAUGCGAUACUUUUGCACAGGAUAUUCUCGCACCGAAAGGAGCUGCGCCUUUUCUGGAGGCACGACAGGAGCGGCCCCGACGGAGGACCACGGCGGAAUUCUUGGGGCAGGAGAAAAAUCAAUUUCUUGAGUGGAAUGAUCAUGCUAUAGUACCGACGAGCCAGGCACCACACAACAUCACGCCGCGCCACCCUGGACAAACUGGAGUUUGUUUCAGCCCGCGGAAAGCGAGGAUCAAAAAUCCGAAUCAUGGCUCUUCAGCAGCAACCUCCUCUUCCUCGUCUUCUUCAGCUGCUGCUACCACACGAAUGAAUAAAAAUAAUUAUGUGCUGGGAGAGCCUGCUGACCUUGGCCCGGCGAUGACGAGAAGGAACCACGCCGCUGCGCCCACUGGAGGUCCUCCUCCUGGUGGUCCAAUCGAGCGCGGCAGGAUGAAAAAUCCAAUGCAGCGGCUCCUGCGAAUGAAAAUCGAUGAAAUGGCACGGGUAUCAAAUGCAAAUAGGAAUAUGUCCGAGUGGUCCACCUCUGGAGAGUUUCAGAAGUUGAAGUUUGUCAUGCGGCUGCUCUACGGUGGCCCAUCCCCAUGAGGUCUGAAAUGCAGGACCUAACAUCUUCGCAGUUUCUGCAUCAAGGUCUCUUUUUUACCUAGCCACGAGCACGAUGUAGACACGCGGUAUCAACUUGACCAAAUAUUAGUCACUUGCAGUCACGCAAGACAAAUUUUUUUAUUAGAUCAAACUCAGAUGAAGACACAUCACAAAUUCUUCCAGACGACGCAGACUGACAUAUUUUGAAUGUAUAGUGGGACGAGGGCGAGGCGACGUCGAGAGGGGCUGCAGAAAAUUUAUUGUCGCAGGAACAUCGUGAUCAGCAACACGACCUACACAAUACUGUACAGCAACCGCCGCCCACAUCAAGCACUGUUUCGUCGCCUUGCGCAUUAAAUAGUAAACCCGCUACUUCCAAAAGAGUCUCCCGGCACGUCAAACUCGAAAAAACCUUAUCCUGAGUAAAAACGCACCCACACCAGAGUCAGGAUGGGGAUUUUGCAACACAAACCUAAGAGUUUUGUGAGUCACGCAUGACAAGUUGCAGUUCGACGUAGUGUAGUGCAGGUUAGCAAGUGCAGCCGCAUCACAGAGUCGUCUGCUCAUCCUGUUCACAGGAUCACAAAUUCCAAAACACGAUUGCAAAUGGCUCUCAUGGGGAUGCGCAUUACAAGUCUUCCUGUCUUUGCAAAUCUGCAUUACAACUCUGGUGUGGGUACAUUUUUACUCAGGAUAAACCUCUAUCGUCCUGAGUAAAAACCGGGCCCACUUCGACACCCAGAGUCAAGAUGGGGAAUCUUCAUCUAAGUACACAAAUCGACAACUUUAACGAGUUUUCAGAAUAUCCCUAUGAUGAAGACAAAGAAAAGCAUCAUGACUUCUUCUUAGAUAACAGUCGAAAUAAAUGGUCCCCAUGUUGGGGAUCAUGCGCAGGAGAAACAUUGUAGGCAUGCAGAUCCAGAUCAUCAUUUGCAUAGUACAGCUCUGGGGCGGGGACGUCCACGUUUUUUCACACCGGAUAACCUCCUCCACAAGGUUGCCCUGCAGUCCGGCAACGCACACCACGCAGAAGAGGCGGUCCGGCAACGCACACCACGCAGAAGAGAAGAGAGGAGCGUCUCUACACGACCGACGAGAACUGCAGGGAGGUGACCUUGACGAAGGUCCUCUGCUGUAUCGAACGGAAAGGAUCGAAGGUGCCUACGUUUCAUCCUCACCCGCAAGAACGCGAGAUGUGUCUGCGUCUAGAAGCCCUGGUGUUGACAGAACUAGAACUACUACUACGUCUUCAAAAGCAGGAGUAGAUCUAGAUGACCAGGUACCGCCAACAAAGAGCCACGAGGUCGUGGAACUAGAACAUGAAAAAUCCCUAGCCGGCGCCACUCACGCGGCGGAAGCUGCGAAACAAGACUGGCAGUUGGCACGGGAGGAGCUGGAGCGGGUGCAGGCGGAGACGAAAGCGCGGACGGCACGGAUGCAGUACUUGGAAGAGUACACGUAUUUUGCCACGGAGGGCGGAGUGAAUGAAUCAGCGGGCGCUACUAGCACGUUGUGCAGCUCUUACAGCGGCAUUUUAGAAGGACACUCGGGGUCUUCACCUGCGCAUUAUGAUCAUGAUCAAAAGAGAGCCCCUCUUGCAAAAGGCAGCACGGCAGCGACGCCUACUGCAAGAAGAGUGGCGUCAACUACUACAUCAUCUCCCGGCGGACGGCUGGUGUUCUCCCCGAACCGAAGCAGGGGCCGAGGACAGCUUAAUACAGGCAUAAAAGCCUCGGGAAAUAAGUACAAGAUCACCAGCUCCACCGCGGGUUUGUUGCAGGAGGAAAAGAAACGGCAAAUGCAGAAGCUAGAGGACGAGAUUGCCGACUUAAUCGACGCCUUGAACGAGGAGCGAAGUAGGACGAAGAAGAGCGAAGGAACUACGCAAAUAGCAGACGCAGAUAAAGUUCUUUCUCCAAAAACUGCAGGGUGGAAAAAUGACAAAGAAGUUAAACCAGCAGACACUACCAGCUGCAAAACGCCUGUUAGAAAUGCGCAGCUCCAGGACCAGAGGAAAAUAAAUCCGAGCAACAUCGCGAGCUCCUGCGAUGAUCCGUGUAGAACCGCUGGCUCUACUUCAAUGCGGGGGGAGGAACAUCAACAUGCUGCAUCAACAUCAUCUCUCCCGAUCAUGACGACCGGCAUGCUGGUGGAGGAGAACUACAGCGAAACAGCGGCCUGUCGCCUCGGCGACCACGACGAGCGAGACCGUAGUUUUACUGCUGAGCAAAAAGUAGAUGACACGACUCGCAGCUCCUCUGGAGGGCAUUUUGAGCAACCACAUCGCGCAGACCACCGCGGCGCUCGUUCUCCUCGACGAGGACCAAGGUCCCCGCACAAGACCGAGGAUUUGGAUCAUGUUUAUGUUGGGUCAGGAUCAUCACAUUCACAUCUUCAUCCUCGUCCUGCUGCUGGUGCUGAUCUCGUCCCUGCCGAAGAAGUAAGUCGUGAAGACGACAACAACUACCCAACACCAGCAGCUGUAGCUCCACCUACAACGGUGAAGAUAACAAACACAAACUCGGAGCUGCUUGCGCUCGACCAGCUUCUCACGGAACUUCACGUAGAGUACGAGCGCGUAACCGUCCCCCUUGAGUUUUUGAAGCACAAAAAAGCCGCGCUCGAGUCCCUCGAGAAGCACGUACAGGCUUGCUUUGCGCACAUGGAAAAACGCGCGCCAAAAGUGUUGGAAAAGCGGACCGCCGCGCGGGAUCUGAGGCGGAUCUUGGUGCAAAUGUUCUCCGCCAGCAUGCAGGGGUAAUAUAGCACGUUUGUGACUUCUUCUCUUGAUAUCAGCUCAUUGCAGUUUCAGUUCCUUCUCUGGUGCUAUGUGCUUCAGUUACAAGAAGAAAAGCAGCUUGUUGCUUAUCGUUAUCCCUACGCGUAGUUUGUUUGUGCUGGUUGUAUUGUGUAGCAAAGGUGUAGCUCAUCUGGGCACUGCUGCAUGCCUCAUGGAAGGUAUGCAGCAAAUGGAAUCAACGUGUCGAAGAAAUAAACACAAAAAUGAAAAUCGAAAAAUCCAGGUCUGUCGCAGAGUGGGACAGCUUGGCCGAGCAGCUGCAGAACAUCCUGUUGCUAGGUCAACUUUACGCAAAUGAGCAAGUAGAAAACGCUGGAAGAAAGCAAGAAGUUUUUAUGUCAACAUCUUCACUCGUCGCAGACGAGGACCAGCUAAAACACCGGAAAAUCCUCGAGCAGGCCGAACUCGCGCAUUUUUUUGCGGAAGCCAUUCUGCAAGACCAACAGCAAAACUCCGUGCAGCUCGAAGAAGAAAAGGAAAAGCUAUCCGCCUGCUGUCAAGAGGACAAGCAAUAUCUCCAAGACUUGGAGCUCAGCACCCUGCGGAAUGCGUGCGCGGUAUUGCUUCGCCUGAAACGAAGAAAGCGAAGGGAUAAGGUGAAACAGCUGGAGCUGAAGGAGAAAUUCGACGUGGAAGCCGGGAAGAUAAUCGCGAAGGAAAAGCAAUUCGAUUGGAACACAAGAUUGAUGGAAUCGGAAUUCCGCACCAAAGAGCAGGAACUUGAGCUGGAAUGGUCAAACAACUACAUCGCCACGCCGGGCGGCGGGAGCGGAACCUUUACCUCGCGCACAGGUCCUCGUGGAGCUGCGGCUCAUGCUGGCGGUCCUGGUCCUCCAGGGGUGACAUCUUCAAAGAAAUUCCCUUCCACGAACGAUCCACCGGGGUUCUCUUUGUUGCUGCUCUCCAAAAAUGCUCCGGCCGCGCCCCCCCAGCACGCGACUUCUAAUCUUCCGGCCCUCCUUACCAACCAGAACCACCGGAAGACGCAUUCGUUUCUGGUGGACCGGAUCAACCGUCUGCAGAAACAGCUGGACAACGAGGAAGCAGACAUUGCGAAAUUACAGCAGAUGGGGCAGCAGGUUGCUGCAUCGAAAAACCCCGAAGACGAGGAGCAAAUCUAUGGCGUUCUCAAACGCGGCUACAUUGCUCGCCUAUUUUACAUGAUUUCGUUUGCCAGACAAAACCCCGAUAUAGAUACGCACACGUCGAUCCAAGCUCCUUCGCAUAUUAAAAUUAAUUGCAAGUAGUUCUCGAUGCGCGCUUCUUAAUAUUAGCAUGGACUGAAAAAUUCGUAUCAGUUUCAAAUGUGCAACGUGCGUCUUGAAGACGCGCAAACUCCGCCUACCCCUUCACUUUGGCUAUUUCUGCAUCAGAAAUCAAUCGUAACAGCGACCAAUCAUGCAAUACGUUUGAGAACAACUCUAUAAGGGCGCCGCUUUCGUCACCGAUGCGAUCCAGCUGCAGAUGACGGAGCAUUUCGCGGUUCUAGAGCAUUUGCGCAAGCAGGACUGUCUGGAACUGAAAAACUCGUCGAACCAGAAAGAGACGGAGAAGGUUCUUGCUACCGGCAUCCCCUACCACCGCCAGCUGGGGGAGCAGAAGCAAGCGACCGCCGUGCAGACGGAGGGUAAUGUGGGGUUUGUGGCCUGCCAGAACGUUUACGAUUCCAGUACAGCCUCUGGCUUUCUUGCUACUGGCGGAUCUCUGACCACCUCCGAUCACCACUACAACGUCAGUGGCUAUCAUGCUGGUGGGGCAACGAAGAUAAGCGGUGGAUCAACUACGUGGGGUAGUAGUACUAUCGGUGUUGAUGGUCUCCUCAGGGCGGGGAACAAUAAGGGGAACAACAAUUAUGCCCCCGCUGGAAAAACAAAAAUAAAGCUGCAUGUAUUGAAGAACUCUUCUGACGAGUUGCAAAUCCGGGUAUUGACGGGCUUGGAGGCGAGGAGCGAGCAGCAACUUUGCGUUGUGAAACUGUCUCCGGAAAACCACUUCGACCAACACGUGGUUGCAGCUGGUGCCCGCCAGCCCGGUACAACUAGAUAUCACAAGAAAAAACUGUUUCACGUAGAAACUUGUGAUGCAUAGAAAAAUGCAACACAGACGCAACAUCUGUCUUGCUACACAUGCAAGACCACUUUGGGUUUUUAAACGUUUUUUGCCUUGGGAAGCACGCAUGGCAAGUUUUCUGUCGUCAUGUGCCUUCACGAAGUGCAAAUUUUGCAAAAUCCUUACAGUGUCAGUGAAUGUGAAACACUUUUUUCUUUACGAUACGAGAGGCCACAAUAGUAAUCAGGGCCUGCUGCACCAUGAUCAAUAUCGUGGUCCCAAGGGCGCAGGAGCUGCUGAUGCUCCUACGGGUGCAGCUGGAGUAGACCACCGUCGACAGGAAGUUAUAAACACCGAGUCCUUGUCGUCGCACUCGUACGAGGAAGCGGACGCGAUUCCCGGGGGCAGUUUGUUUUUCCUCGCUCCCUUCGAAGGGAUACUUCUGGACUCGGUUUAUUUUUCCGGGUCGGGGACCGCUACCGAAACCGAAGAUCCUGCCGCAAACUUCGAUCGUUUUCAGGCCGAACUGCAAAGGGAGGAGAACGAGGGGGAGGCGGUUUUGUGGCGGAAGCGAGGCGAACGGCUCGCGGAACUGGUAGACUUGGAUUUGCGGAACCUGGCGCAGCCCGAGAUCUUUUUGAGAGAGCAACGGCUUGCUGCCGCUGGAAGCAGGUGUUGUCUGCACAAAGCUCCUUCUACUGCUACUCCAACACCUCUUUCCUUGUUUACGAGACAGCAACUAGUAUCAACAACACAACCUCCGGACUUCGGUGCGAUGCUGAUUCGAGAAGUUCUGACAAUCGACUUGACGGCGGCUGUAUGCAUAAUUGCAAAAGGAUCGUGCUCAGUAUUGAUCACAUAUACAAACAAACCUUUUCCAGAAGUUGAUGAAAGUGAAAAGUGCAAGUUAUUAUACUUGAUGCCAAAUGAUGUAGAAGUAGAUGUAGUACGUAAGAACCACUCCCCACGACUGCGUCGUGGGGCAAGGCUGAUUUGCAUUGCUGCUGGGCCAAGUUUGGAGCUAUUGCGUGCAUUGCAAGCAGUUUCUGCUUGGUUAGUGAAAACAGGCAACAGGUAGUCAUAGGCGACGCCGUCCGCGGCCGGGCUCACUGAUCAAGCUCCAGGUAGUACUGAACUGCCAAGAAGAACCAAAAAAAAUAAAAAAAGCCGACGUCUCCAGGGCAGGGCAUUCACCGCGGCCGAAGAAACUGCUUUUCAGAGGCAUAAAGCAGCACAGGUCUCGACACAGAAUGGAGCCGCAGGCGCCACUGGCUUUUUUUUGAUGCAAAAGUAAAAUCCCAAAGGGGAGUUCGAGAAAAAGCACAAUAGCAGAGCGAGCAGCUGAAUAAUAACUCCAAAGCGCGUCCUGUGAAAAUAUCUUCUAGCACAAGCAGCGCUCUUUCAUCGCACAAGAAAGUAAGGCGCGCACUAAGUGUAAGUCGUGCCUGUGGGCACUUUCGAAAUGCGCGCGCGCGCCAGUGGCACUUUCGAAAUAGGCGGCGCGAGCAAUGCUUUUAAAACGCCCAGCAAAGCAACGCGCAUCAGAAAAGCUUUUGAGCACUUUCGUGCGUCUUGCGUAUUUUCUGAAAAGUCUUCAGAAGCUUUUCAGUCUUCAGAAGGUCAAAGCUUCUGAAGAAUGCGGAAAAAAGGACGCAAAAAGUUGUCGCUUUGGAGACACAAUUGAAAAACCUUCUGAAGGUUUUCAACCUUCAGAAGGUUGGCCAAAAUUGCGACACUUCACUGCCUUUUUUUGUCUAAAAAGUCGGAAAGUCUUCUGAAGGUCAAAAAAGUGCCACCUUCUGAAGGUUUUCAACCUUCAGAAGAUUUCAAAGCGGUCAUUUUUCACCUUCUGAAGGUUUUUUUGCUCAUUUUCCAUCUUUUUCUUCUGAAGGUCAAAAAAAACCUUCUGAAGGCGUGACCUUCAGAAGAAAAAAAUGCUCACGGUUAAACCGAUGGUAUGCUCGCUCAAGAAAAAGAGGCUUUUUUCCAUUUCUUCUGAAUGUUCCAGUGAUGAUUUUGGACCUUCAGAAGACCUUCAGAAGAGAAAGCUUCUGAAGGUUCAGCAGCAAUUUUGCCAAGCCUUCCCCUUAUAGUUAUUAGAUUGAUACAAGUCAAGGUAUGUCAUGCAAGAUGCCGAUUUUUAGUACGAGCGCGGUUCUUUUGCAGAUGAUAAUAGACAACUGUAGUUGGAAAAAAUACGAGAAAAACGUCACCACCGUUUAGAAAAAAUCUCGAUCAUGAUGUCGACCAACACAAGAAUGGCAGUACAUUUCAAAGAAUCUGUGUUGGCAGGCAGCCCUGUUUUUUGCAGCAAAGUUCGUCCACCUCGAGUAGUGUCCUGACGUCGUCGGUUGGAAUACCAAGGAGGGAUGACGCUGCUGCAGCUGUUGGCGGUACAACAAAUCAUUUUAAAAUGUUUUUCCGGCGUGAAGAUCUUUGUGAUUUAUAUGUUGCUUUGUUUAUUUGCUGUAUAAAUAUAAUAUGGCAUGACUUGCGGAGGUUGCGCUACCUCCAUCUAUUUCUUCAUUCCAGGCACUGGCAUACUUCAUUCGCACUUCAUACAAAUCGAAAUCUGACCUUCUUUAGGCACCAUUCCUCGGCUACAACCUGCACGAUCUGUCAGCACAUCAAGCAGCAGCCUGCUCGACGACCCUGCUUCAUCUGCGCAACAGCAUUUGAGGACUCUAGCGGUUUCCCUUCACGCGUCAACGAAUCGUCCACCAAGGACCACUUUGUACCAUGUGCGUGCAACCAAUCUGGACGAUUCUGCUCUCGGAGUUGUAGGACCCGAUGUGUUCUACGCGACCCUGACGCCGAGGGAGCUGUUUAGCUUCUUCUCAGCACCACCACCAGAUUGUUCAAGAACUGCAUCAGCAGCAGCUUCGUCUACAUUUUCAUUUGGCGAGAACACCAGUCAAGAAUUUGCACUACACAAUGGCUGUUCAGACAAAAAUAUGCUUCCGAGCAAAAUUCUCUUCCGGCACAGAGUUCUUGCGGACGAUGAGGCUUUCUUUCAGCAAUUUCGCCAGAUGGCAACGGACCUGUUUGCCACCGCGAUUGUGGACAAGGACAAUUCUAGUGCUAGUAGCAGUUACUCUUCUACUACCCCGGGUGCCGCGGCUGCUCCUGCUGUCCCAGCACCAGCUUCACCAGAAGAUCAGAACCCAUCACGAGGAAGUAAAAACUUCCGCCUCGUGUUUCCGCCUCCACUGCCCCCUCGCGGUUGGGUCGACGAUGUGGUGCAAAAUCACACGGAGAUCCAGACAAAUGGAAAUGCAGCUGGCGUGUAUCCAAGAAAAAACAUGACUGUUCCGUUGUAGUCAUCCUAUUCUUUAGUUUCACUUCGCGAAGAAGAAGAUGAAGAUCUUGCUACUUCUUCCGGAUGAACAUGCAAGAUGGCUGCAUGGUCUGUUAUGCUGUCCAUGCAUUGUAGUUCUUAGGGCCAUUGUGAAAUACGCUCUUUUUUUCUUGGAUAGCAUGGGAGCGGGAGGAGGAAGCAGUGAAACCCACAGGGUCGUUGUGAACUCCAACUCUGCACGGGGUUCGAAGCGAGGAAGUAGUAACUCCAAGCGGAGCACUGUCGGGCUGGAGCUGCAACUCAACUCGUCUUAUCCUUAUCCAGUGAAACAGUAUCGCACUCGUACGAAUGGCAGUCAUGCGCAACAAAUCUCUCUGUUUCUCAUGGGGGAAAUAAGCACAUACAGAUACAAAUUCGAAUUCCAUUGGAAAUUGUAAUGCAUUCCAGUACAAUGUGUACGCCUACGAUCAUACUUUUGCAAUGCAUACGUGUAGUUCCGCCCAGGCACCGGGGGCGACGAGGUGCAACGGGCUGAUUUUGUCGGAAGUGAGAGUUGGAGCUCUCUGAUGAAAGACUAUCCCACGCCCCAACUGUGCCUGUGCGGAAUUUUUUGCUUUGUGACAUGUCAUAUCGGUAUAGGACUACAACAACGAACGUACUUUCCUCUAUUUUUUUUGUUGUUAUCAACGAUCGAAACUGGAACUACUACAGGUGUGCCUUCCCCACUAACUAUGUAUACAUAGGAAUAAGUAGAUUGAUAUAUUCCCUCUUUGUCUGUACCUGUAGCUUUUACUUGAUGCUGAUUUUGAUUUAUAUACCUGUCGGGCCGCUGGAAGAAGUGGCUCCUUCUCUUUGCCCUUGAAAUACAGGAUGAUUGACUUUGUUCGUAAUUAUUUCUACUUCGAUUUCGUUUUCUGCAAAAGUAAAGUCUCUGAAACAGUGAAAGAAUUAUGAAGUGAAACACCUUCUUGUACUCACCGGACUAUUUAUUUUUAGUUGAAGUGAAACACCUUCUGGUGCUACAUCCACCUGUUCAUUUUUAGUUGGAAAAACAAAUACUAAUACAAUGACAGUAUAGAGAAACUUGCUCCUUAUUUUUUUGGCAUGU